This is a messenger RNA of Medioppia subpectinata, 1260 nucleotides long. NCBI's taxonomy places the organism in Eukaryota, Metazoa, Arthropoda, Arachnida, Sarcoptiformes, Oppiidae. The record is from the annotation of a GenBank genome assembly.
AUGAUUGUUCAGAUAUGUUAUGAACUUGUGUUGAAUCGCAUGAAAAGCCAUUAUAUCUCGGGUGUCAUUGACAUGAGGGCUGAGAAUCCAUUAACUCUUAAAGGCGGGGAUCAGCGCCGGGUCUACACCUGUGAAAAAGGGAAAAAAAUCUCUGCACCAAAAGUGAUGCACAGAAUUGCUCUAAAAUGCGGUCGAUUUUACCGAUCGAUCCCCAGAUGUGUCAACAUUUCGCUCAAUAAUUAUAAUAAAUCGAUUCCUCGUCUCCAAUACGUGACCAAUAGUGAGUCGAUUGACUCCAAGACAGUGUUAGACAAUGCGGACGACAAACCAAUUGAUAGGACAAUCCCCCCGAGGAAUGGAUACCAAUCGACUGCAGACGCCAUUAACUCAAUCGAUACCAUUAAGUUCUUUGCCAACGAGAAUAUCAUUCAAAUUAGGUUCAGAAGCGGACAAAAUGUCAAUUUGAACACAACGUGGUUAAGAGAUUCGUGUGCUUGCAGUCAAUGCGUUCAUCCCAUCACUAAAACCAGACUUAUUAAUAGCGCCGAUAUUAGCGGUCAUCUGAUCGCCGAUCGCAUCACUUGUUUCGAUCGUUAUAUUGAAAUCCAAUGGAGAGAUGAGUCCAACAAAGAGCACACCAGUCGUUACGCCAACAAUUGGCUCAAACUGUUUGUUCACGACUCUAAAAGUCAUAUCGCAUACAGUGGUCAGCCAUUGGAAGCGCACACAGACCUGCCGUAUAGAGAGCGGUCACCCGGUGUUCAACUAUUGCAUUGUCUUGAGUCGGCCGCAGUCGGCGGCGCUUCCACUGUAGUCGACGCCGUCAAGUGUGCGGAAGUGCUUCGAGAGACCAGUUGUGAACUUUUCCAACUUUUAACCAAAUAUCCGGUUUUGUUUGCCUUUUGUCAUAAAGAGAAUGAUAUUUGGUUUCGCGAGAAGUGGCCAAUCAUUGGACUCAAUACUGACGAUAGUAUCAAAGAAAUACAUUACAGUAGGAUUGCAAUGAGACCACCGCUCCUACCAUUGCAUAUAUUAGACAAGUUCUACGAGGCCUAUAGAAAGCUAACCCAACUGUUGAGAGACGAUAAGUAUGUCUUUCGAUACUUCCUCAGAGCCGGAGAUCUAAUUAUCAUAAAUAAUAGACGAAUAUUACACGGAAGGGAUGGGUUCGACCACUUCACACAAAAUAGACAUCUAAUGGGAUGUUAUCUCGAUUUGGAUGAAGUGGAAGCGCUAUACGAAAAGCUCAACUAUUUAUAA